Messenger RNA from Telopea speciosissima, 439 nucleotides. RefSeq names its product 60S ribosomal protein L29-1-like. Gene Ontology annotation, cellular component: cytosolic large ribosomal subunit; ribosome. Bases 59 to 247 code for a protein of 62 amino acids. The transcript has 2 exons. Gene Ontology annotation, biological process: cytoplasmic translation. Lineage: Eukaryota; Viridiplantae; Streptophyta; Magnoliopsida; Proteales; Proteaceae. The record is from RefSeq and is a predicted model, not a curated record. Gene Ontology annotation, molecular function: structural constituent of ribosome.
CUAUUCUCUCGAUUUGUUUGGGUAAAAGUUUACCAUUUUCGUUUUGUAUUACAGAGAAAUGGCGAAGUCGAAGAACCACACUGCGCAUAACCAGUCACACAAGGCUCACAAGAAUGGAAUUAAGAAGCCCAAGAGGCACAGACACACAUCCACCAAAGGGAUGGAUCCCAAGUUCUUGAGGAACCAGAGGUAUGCUAGGAAGCACAACAACAAUACCGGUGGAUCGGGGACAGAGGAGGAAGAGUAAACAAUGGAACACUAUGAAACUACGAGGGGUUUUUUAGUUGUAGCUUAUGAAGAAUGGUUUAUUUUUGAAACAACAUGUAAUGAAUGCUAGACUAGUUCUUCGUUUGUUGUUGAGAACAUUUUCCUGCUUGCAGGAAGUGGUGAUAUUCUUUAUAGUUAUAUUUUUGGGUGAUUAAUGGUUUCAAUUGUCUGA